AUGGCCGGAACGUCUGCGACCUCUAACGGUGCGAGCGAAAAGCGCUCAGAGGACGCAGAAGAGGCUAAAAAGGGAUGGCUGUCCAAAAAAACUCAUUUCACACGUCGCUGGAAGCCAGCGUGGUUUCAGAUAAAAGAUUCCAAACUUUACUACGGCGGAGACGAUAAGAAGCCUGGUAAGUCCAUCAGUCUGAUUGGGGCAGACAUUGAGGCCCUGGAGCAGGACGGAUGUUUUGACUGGACUAUAAGGCCACAGGGAAGUAAAAGGACCUUUUUCCUUCGUGCUGGAUCAGCUGAGGAGCAGCAGCAGUGGAUGGUUGCUAUUUGUGAAGCGCAGAUGAACUCUGGAGAGCAUGCUUCAAAUGCCUGUGUGGUGCAGUAGUAGGUCUUGUGUGUAAUAAUAUUGUCAUAACAACAUAUUUUCACAUUUUAUUACAUCACUACUGAAGCCAUAAGCAAACCAAAGCAGUGGGUUAUUUGUAUUGUGAAUUUUAUACAUAAAGAAUUAAACUCUAAUCAGACUAGCAUGGUGUCAGACUGUUACCAGUACCAGUAAUGGCACAUCCAGAAGGGAUUUACUCCACACAUACCAGGGAAAUGUGCCAUCAUAAUAAUUUUGUAUAAAUUAAAGAAUGACAUACUUUUUUUUUUUAUCUAUUUAAUGGCAUUUCAUGUUGUGGAACACCCUUUCAGUAAGUUAGUUUCUGUAAUCACUUAUGUAAUAACAGUUAUAACAGUCCCCUCAUCAGACUCUCAUUUUUCUGUCUUUCUUGAAGCUGAUUGGUUAACGAGAAACCCCUCUAUCAUAAAGAACUCUCAGACAGCUAAUAUGUAAAUAGACUGAUUUACCUAAAUCAUACCUUUGCAUUAUUACAGGUUUAUUAAAACAACUGACAUUAUUAACAUUAUUAAUAUUGUUUUGCUGUUGCACCGAUAAGACAUAACAUUAUGAGCAGUAAGAGGUGAAGUGAAUAACACUGAUGAUCUCCUCAUCAUGGCACCUGUUAGUGGGUUGGAUAUAUUAGGCAGGAAGUGAACAUUUUGUCCUCAAAGUUGAUGUGUUAGAAGCAGGAAAAAUGGACAUGCUUAAGGAUUAGAGCGAGUUUGACGAAGGGCCAAAUUGUGAUGGCUAGACGACUGGACCAGUGCAUCUCCAAAACUGCAGCUCUUGUGGGGUGUUACCGGUCAACAGUGGUCAGCAUCUAUGAAAACUAUCCUUUAAGUCCUGUUGGAGCACAUGAAGGCCCCACCUCGCAACUUACAGUACCUAAUGGAUCUGCUGCUAGCAUUUUGGUGCCAGAUACCACAGCACCCCUUCAGGGAUCUAGUGGAGUCCAUGCCUCGACGGGUCAGGGCUGUUUUGGCAGCAAAAGGGGGACCAACACAAUAUUAGGCAGGUGGUCAUAAUGUUAUGGCUGAUCAGUGUAUACACCAAAAAUUUUAAUUGAACCACAAUUUAAAAUUUACACCUGUGUUAUAACCCCUGUCCUUUUUAUUGUGGAUUUUUUGUUUGUGAAAAUCAGCUUAUUCUUCAUAAUUUUGGGAGCAUCAGCCCUAUAAAUUCUAUAUAUAUUCUAUAAGUCAUUUCUACAGAAACAAUAACAUAUUAGACUGAGUGUUUUAAUAUAAAAACUGAUUUGUGAAUUGAAUCUAAAACUACUGUCAGAAAACUAAUCAACAUCACCUGAUCAGUAUCACACACUGAACAUACAUAUGGAUAUGGGAAAAUACAAUUCUAAAAGUAAAACCAUAGAGAUUGCGUAAUAUUUAUAGCUUUUUGUGCAAUUUAUCCACCUACACAGUUUGCAAUGAUUAUAGACUUUAAGAUUUAAUUUCCAUUACACACCCACAGAGGGCAGUGUUUAAUAAAACGUGACAAUCUGCUUCAAAGUUUUUGCUCAACUUCUUCUCUGUCGCUUUACUUUUCUUCGGUUUGCAUGCAUAAUCAAGAAAUCUUAGUAAAAAUAUACAAUACAGCAUGACUAGGAAAAAAUUAUAGCUAGCAGCAUUAGGAAUGUAGGCUAUUAAUAGAUAAAGUAAU
Hemibagrus wyckioides is the source of this 2040-nucleotide messenger RNA. RefSeq names its product pleckstrin homology-like domain-containing protein. The record is from RefSeq and is a predicted model, not a curated record. The transcript is spliced from 2 exons. Lineage: Eukaryota; Metazoa; Chordata; Actinopteri; Siluriformes; Bagridae. The coding region runs from base 1 to 381 and encodes 126 amino acids.